Messenger RNA from Trypanosoma theileri, 345 nucleotides. RefSeq lists its product as uncharacterized. NCBI's taxonomy places the organism in Eukaryota, Euglenozoa, Kinetoplastea, Trypanosomatida, Trypanosomatidae. The coding region runs from base 1 to 345 and encodes 114 amino acids. The transcript has a single exon. The record is from RefSeq and is a predicted model, not a curated record.
AUGGCACGCAAUAGAGGGGGAGGGCCUGGCGGUAGGGACGGCUCCUUGGAAGGCUUCCUUCGGACGUUGCGAGGCCUCCCACGGGAAACGGGGGGCACGGAAAGGGCGGCCCCCAUGAGCGCAUCGCCCCCUCCAUACGCCGAAGGGGCCGCCCACCAGAACAAGAGAAAAAACCAAACCAGCGGGAGCGCCGACGACGAGACGCCGCGGGAGGGAACCGGGACGGACCCGCCCCCAAACUUAGAAGGGCCCCCUGGGACGGGGAUGGGCGUGGGGGUCGAAAGCCCUCUUUUGGGAAAGAGGGGCCGAAAGCGCGGCAGGGAGGGGCGCCUUCAGGGAGCCUAG